Aspergillus glaucus CBS 516.65 is the source of this 1035-nucleotide messenger RNA. RefSeq lists its product as uncharacterized. The transcript has a single exon. The annotation marks the transcript as partial. The record is from RefSeq and is a predicted model, not a curated record. Lineage: Eukaryota; Fungi; Ascomycota; Eurotiomycetes; Eurotiales; Aspergillaceae.
ACUCGGUGCAUAUCUUCUGCAUCAUUGAAGUCCUUGGUAUGUAUGAACAACCUCCUUUCGCCUUCCUGGUCACUGGAUGUGACGCCAGUGCCAAAUCCUCCGUGCAUGGUUUUUUCAAUGGCCACCUUCUAAGCAGCCUCGGUAUGUCCAGAAGGCAAAAUAAAUCCCGCUGGCCUAACAAAGUGUAAUUUCUUUCCUUCGUUUGCGAGGCAAAAGGUUUAACAUUCCGGUAUCUGUCUUUGGCUUUGCAUAGCUUCCUCUUCCCUGGCCCUCUUGAUCAUCCCAAAUUAAUCGAACAGCUUAUACUUCGGGUCAUGGGUGUCGGAGAAGCGAUCCGACGGGUUACUCCAUCGUGUUCGUCAGCGCAUGUUUCGCGAGGGAACGCUUAACCCGAUAUCAUAUCAAUCAAGCCUCUGUGUGCUGACUGAACUUAGUUACACUCGAUGGUUAAGACUACUUUGGAUCGCUGUGAUAUACUAUGGCUUCUACCGUCACCGGACACGGCCAACUAAACAAGCCGGGGAUUUCUCUCCCGCAGAUGCGACGAUAAUCUGCCCUACCGUCCAGCCUAAAGGAGCUCUAGUCGAUAAAUUGAAAUCAUGGUUGACGAACCAUCCCCGUGAAAUCAUGGUCGUAACCACCAUACCCUGGCUCCCAUCGGUGAGGGAACUCGUCCAACGAGUCAACGAUGCCCGCAUCGCGAUACACACCAUCGACGGGGGAGCGAAACGACCAGCCCUUGUGAGGGGAAUUCAGCAAGUAAAAUCACCCGUUGUGGCUCUUGUCGACGACCAUAUCAUCUGGUCUCCGGAUACCCUACACGGCCUUCUCAAUGUUCUUUCGGAAAGCUGCGAUGUUGGAGGCGUAACGCCCAUCAAGAACAACAAGAACCCAGAAACGACUGCCCUCGGAGCUAUUGCUGCUACUCGUCUCGACCGCAGGAGUAUGGCUAAUGCGGCCAUGGCGUACUUCACCAACGGGCAGGUCAUUGUCUGUAAUGGGAAGACAUUUGUUUAUCGCACGGAGAUUCUUCAA